Molecule: messenger RNA, 1284 nt
Organism: Talpa occidentalis (Iberian mole)
Lineage: Eukaryota; Metazoa; Chordata; Mammalia; Eulipotyphla; Talpidae
Gene: MDH2
Product: malate dehydrogenase 2
Exons: 9
Coding region: 84-1100 (338 amino acids)
Biological process (GO): malate metabolic process; tricarboxylic acid cycle
Cellular component (GO): mitochondrion; cytoplasm
Molecular function (GO): L-malate dehydrogenase (NAD+) activity
Source: RefSeq, a predicted model, not a curated record
CCUGCGCUGUGUGGAGGUCGUUGGAGUCAUUUGCCAGCUGCCAGCCCCUUCGCCGGCCGUUCGGUGCCCCGCCCGCUCCAGCCAUGCUCUCCGCCCUCGCCCGGCCUGCUGGCGCUGCUCUCCGCCGCAGCUUCAGCACUUCCGCCCAGAACAAUGCAAAAGUAGCAGUGCUUGGAGCUUCAGGAGGAAUUGGGCAGCCUCUUUCACUCCUGCUGAAGAACAGCCCCUUGGUGAGCCGCCUGACCCUCUACGAUAUUGCUCACACACCCGGAGUGGCCGCAGAUCUGAGCCACAUCGAGACUAGAGCGAAUGUGAAAGGCUACCUCGGACCGGAGCAGCUACCAGACUGCCUAAAAGGUUGUGAGGUGGUUGUUAUUCCAGCUGGAGUCCCGAGAAAACCAGGCAUGACACGUGAUGACCUGUUCAACACCAAUGCAACAAUUGUGGCCACCCUGGCUGCAGCCUGCGCCCAGCAUUGCCCUGAGGCCAUGAUCUGUGUCAUUGCAAAUCCGGUCAAUUCCACCAUCCCAAUCACAGCAGAAGUUUUCAAGAAACAUGGAGUAUACAACCCCAAUAAAAUCUUUGGUGUGACAACCCUGGACAUUGUGAGAGCCAACACUUUUGUGGCGGAGCUGAAGGGUCUGGAUCCAGCUCGGGUCAAUGUUCCUGUCAUCGGUGGCCACGCUGGGAAGACCAUCAUCCCCCUAAUCUCUCAGUGCACUCCCAAGGUGGACUUCCCCCAGGAUCAGCUGACCACCCUCACAGGGCGAAUCCAGGAGGCUGGCACAGAAGUGGUCAAGGCUAAAGCUGGAGCUGGCUCUGCCACCCUGUCCAUGGCGUAUGCCGGGGCCCGGUUUGUCUUCUCCCUUGUGGAUGCAAUGAACGGAAAACAAGGCGUUGUCGAAUGUUCCUUUGUUAAAUCCCAAGAAACAGAUUGUACCUAUUUCUCCACACCGUUGCUGCUGGGGAAAAAGGGUCUGGAGAAGAACCUCGGUAUUGGCAAGGUCUCCCCCUUUGAAGAGAAGAUGAUAGCGGAGGCCAUCCCUGAGCUGAAGGCCUCCAUCAAGAAGGGAGAAGACUUUGUGAAGAACAUGAAAUGAGAAAGCAGUCCAUGAGCAGUCCAUGUCCCUAACUUAUUUAGGUAUCACAUCACUGUAAAGCCAUUUCAGAUCCCUUUGUUUAUUUGCUUUGAUGACAAGUAUUGUAUCAUCACCAUGCCUUCCAAAUCAUGGCUCAGUCUAUUGGUGCAACAAUAAAAGCAGUCUUUUGAUUUUCAUUUUCAAG